GAGACUUCCGCAGUGAGUGUUUCAACAUGGCGGACGCAAACGAGAAGAUUCUGGCAGAAUUGGUGAAAUUACCGGGAAAUAACACUUGUGCUGACUGCGGAGCGAAGAAUCCAGAAUGGGCAUCGUACAACAUAGGUAUAUUUGUGUGCACGCGAUGUGCAGGUGUACAUCGUUCGAUGGGGGCUCAUAUUUCCAAGGUGAAACACUUGAAGUUAGAUAGGUGGGAGGAUUCACAGGUAAAUCGAGUACGCGAAGUUGGCAACAUUGCGGCACGACUCUACUACGAGGAGCGAGUACCUUCCUGUUAUCGAAAGCCGAAUCAAGACGCUCCUCAAGUAUUAGUAGAGCAGUGGAUAAGAGCAAAGUACCAGAGAGAAGAGUUUUGUUAUCCCGAGCGGCAAAACCAUUAUGUAUCAGGAUACAUGGAAGGAUUUCUUAUGAAAAGGGGCAAAGAAGAUCCCCGCUAUCAACCUCGAAAAUUUGUCCUAUGCGAAGCCGAUGACACGCUUAAGUACCACGUUAAGGAAAAUAAGGAACCUAAAGCGAUAUUGAGGAUAUCUGAGAUAAAUGUGGCAUUUGCACCGGCGAAAACUGGCAAUCAGAACAGUUUACAAAUUUCCUUCGUAAAGGAUGGCUCGACAAGGCACAUCUACGUUUACCACGAAGAUCCAGAAGUAAUAACAAAUUGGUACCUAGCAAUAAGAUGCGCCAAACUGCACAGACUCCAAGUAGCUUAUCCAGGAGCAACCGAGUCGGAGUUGUUGUCACAACUUACGAUAGACUUUCCUCGGGAGGGAUUCUUAUGGAAAACUGGACCAAGGCAUUCCGACGCAUAUAAGAAGAGAUGGUUUACUUUGGACGGACGAAAGCUCAUGUACCAUGAUGAUCCUAUGGACGCUCAUCCAAAGGGAGAAAUCUUCUUGGGAUACAGCUACGAGGGUUUCGCGGUGAAACUUGGAGUCCCACCCGGGGCGAGGGAUCAGGGUUUCUCCUUUACCUUGGAAACCCCUGAGAGAAAUUUCCUUCUCUCGGCGCAAAGUGACGACGACAGGGCUCAAUGGAUGAACGUCAUCCAGAAAGUAAUAGACAGACCUCUCACGCCGCAGGACAUUUCUGUAGCUGCGAGACUCGUCAGGAAACGCACAGCAAGCGGAACCAUGAACAUAUUCUCAUCGGCGAGGUAGGGCUGGAUUCCCCUUAGGCGCCUAUCGUGAUUUCUGUCGAUGUUCGUCGAUUAGACGAAUGGAAUCGAGAACACCGACGUGGGAAGUAACAUCGACGGGAUCGGAAGUCGGUCCCGUCAACAGUGCUGGACACUGAGAGUCGGCCCACCUUGCCAAAGGCCCAAGUGAUGGAUCUUCUAGGUAAGUACGGACGUUACCCUCGACCCGUACCUAAUAAUGUCUCGAAGCCGAGCCACGUCGCGCUGAAUCCUGCGUCCCAAGAUGGCGCAGCUUGACUUCUCUCUUCGGAAGAGAUCGACGCAAAUUCAAGCGAGCUCCAUCGGUACGACUUCCUCUCCAAAGAUAUUAUCAACUCGAUGAGCCGUUUCCUCGAGACGGGGGAACGCGUCCAUGCCAACGAAGUCAGUGGUACAUACAAGAAACGAUUCCCGAUUGUUUCGGAGAUGCGAGUCGCGAAGACACGAACUCGAGCAAGACUGGCAGCCGUUUGAGACUCAACGGAAAUCUGUGCAGAAAUCGCUAGAUCGAAAGAUGGCUUUAUGGGACUCUGUCUUUGCGAGGAACAUUCAGAAAUACUAUCUCUACGCUUAUCAAAUCGCUAUCCCGAAGUCUUGCCUCGAAGCGCCGCCCCACAGUGAUUUGGGAACGGGGAAACGAUACUUUUCUAGCCGAGAGAUUGAGAAGAACUAUUUUUAUAUCUACAUCUGACUUCGUUGCUUAAACCCGAGCCGAUGGAGAAUACUUUCGUGUAAGCAAUAAGCAUAGCUGGCGCGCUAGCGGGACGAGACAUAUCACGAGAUGGCGAGCCGGGAGGAUUUAGGCGGUACUUCCUUGAUAGACGUUGAAACGAGUGCUCGACGAGGGGCUCAGUUUGCUUCGAGGGCGCGGGUCCUCGAGAUACUUUUCACCGGUCUCCACCAAACCUGAUGCCAUCCAUCAUAAAGUUUCACCGCGUCUCGAGGCGUGCCAACGAGUGGUCGGCCAGCAAUCUCUGCUUCUAAUCCUCGAGGUAGCUUUGGCCGGUAUCUACCGACACAUGUAACACGCGCUCCCGUUAUACAGAAGCACAGUGGUGACGUUUGUAUUUAUGUAUAUAAUUAUGCGGAUAUAUAUAUAUUAUAUAUACAUAUGUAUGAAUAUAUAUAGAGAGAGAGAGAGAUUUUUAAACGAGGCCUACGGACACGCCGGCCGAUCCGGCCGACGUGGUCGAAUAUUAUAAAUGCUAGUAAUGAAACGAGCCCUGGCGUUGGCGAUUGCUUACCGCGCAGUUUCAGAUUACUCGACUGAUCUAUUCUAAAGAUAUGUACAAUCGAGUGUACACGUUACUAUAUAUAUUACUACUAUUAAUAAUUAUUCAUUACGGUAAGGAUCAUUGUUUUGUAUAACGCUGUCGGUCAGUUUCGCGCGGACGUCUUGUCCGCGAGAGGAGCGAGGGCGGACGGUGCUCUCGUCGCCGUUUCGCGAGGAUCGAUUACGCCACUCCCUCCUCGUGGUAGGGAUCGAUUAAAUUAUUUCUAUGGACCCUUGUACAAAGCGGAGGAAUAGUAGUUUCGAGGGCCGCGGGGAUCCUGCGGCCGUUUUCAAGUAUUUCCCCGGACGACUGAGAAAUGCUUAGCGAUCGGUUAUAAGGACAGUUUAGCGUAGGGGGCGAAUCGAGAGACUUACUUUUCUCGGCCGUAUUUUAGCAGAUUUCAACCUGGGAUCGAAUAGCGUUUUUAAACUUUAGGGCCGAUGCACGCUCCGAUGUUGAUGGUCAGGUCUAUACAUCUGGCGAUCGAUGCGCUCUGCACUGGGAAAUGUCCGAUCACCUACUUAGAUUAUUGCGUUCGAAUUGUACUCUAAGGGCCCCGACUCAAUUGUAUCGUUUCUUCUAUUUUUUUUUUCUUCUUGCUUCUCUUUUGUUCUCUCGGAUUGACGAUCGCUUAGGGAAAGAGUUUUCCAAAUGACCGCGUUUCUUGCGAUUUUUCUUUUUUGUUUUUAUUCCCUGAGAAGUCGAGUUUGGCGGCUCCGGUUUCGGUCGCCGGUCGAUUUUAUCCUCGACAAGGCUUUGGAAGAAGAAGAUAUGAUUGCUUAAUGUUUACGACGGUUUGGAACUUUCUUUUUCUUUUUCGAGGAGUCUCAAGCGUUACCGUGCAAUCCGAUUCCAUGAUGUAGAACGAACGAUGCGAUUUCUUGGGAUGUUCGAGCUCGAUCGUCCGACCCUUUGCCUUGAGAUUCCUUUUUAUUCGCGAUGAACUUUCUAACGUUUAACGGGCAAAGGGUUAUUGGUGGAUCUCGAAUGAGUUAAGACUGCAUGCUCUUUCGGUAGACGUGGAGGUUGGUUCGUCGAUUCUUUGUAAGCGGACGACUUCGUCGUUUACUGGCGUCCGGGAAGAAUCCAGUACAUGAUCUACAAAGUGUAUGUAUCGACUUUUAUAUGAAUAUAGCGCAGUAGAUUUAUUACUACCA
Orussus abietinus is the source of this 3632-nucleotide messenger RNA. RefSeq names its product arf-GAP with dual PH domain-containing protein 1-like. Gene Ontology annotation, molecular function: phosphatidylinositol bisphosphate binding; GTPase activator activity. The record is from RefSeq and is a predicted model, not a curated record. Lineage: Eukaryota; Metazoa; Arthropoda; Insecta; Hymenoptera; Orussidae. Gene Ontology annotation, cellular component: intracellular membrane-bounded organelle; plasma membrane. The coding region runs from base 27 to 1184 and encodes 385 amino acids. The transcript has 6 exons. Gene Ontology annotation, biological process: positive regulation of GTPase activity.